Molecule: messenger RNA, 1007 nt
Organism: Hevea brasiliensis (rubber tree)
Lineage: Eukaryota; Viridiplantae; Streptophyta; Magnoliopsida; Malpighiales; Euphorbiaceae
Product: protein Dr1 homolog
Exons: 6
Coding region: 267-737 (156 amino acids)
Molecular function (GO): protein heterodimerization activity
Source: RefSeq, a predicted model, not a curated record
AAGUAACUGUUUUUGGGGAGGGGUGGACUUUGCCGGUAUGCCCCUAAUCGCCUGCGAGCGAGACCUGGCUCUCUUAUUGUGAAGAAGAGAAAGACACAAAUCAUGCCCUUGUUUGAUAAAUCCAUAUAUCAACAAUGCCCCUCCUCCUUUUCGCUUGUUUGAUCUCUUACGCAACAUCUCCGAUCGUGAAUCGGUUGGCUCGUUUUCUCUGCCCGUAGAUUUCCGUAAUCGCUCCCGGCGUUUUGACUCGGUUUUGGAUAUUAAAGAUGGAACCGAUGGAUAUUGUUGGUAAAUCGAAAGAGGAUGCGUCGCUUCCUAAAGCAACCAUGACCAAAAUUAUUAAAGAGAUGUUGCCCCCAGAUGUUCGCGUUGCAAGAGAUGCUCAAGAUCUUCUGAUAGAGUGUUGUGUAGAAUUUAUAAACCUUGUAUCAUCAGAGUCCAAUGAAGUAUGCAGCAAAGAGGAGAAGCGGACAAUUGCGCCUGAGCAUGUACUCAAGGCUUUAGAGGUUCUUGGGUUUGGAGAGUACAUUGAGGAGGUUUAUGCUGCAUAUGAGCAACACAAGGUUGAGACUACGCAGGACUCUUUAAAAGGUGGUAAAUGGAGCAAUGGGGCAGAGAUGACUGAGGAAGAAGCAGUAGCAGAGCAACAAAGGAUGUUUGCUGAGGCACGUGCAAGAAUGAAUGGAGGCGCCAUUGCUCCUAAGCAACCAGAGACUGACCGAAGUUUAGAGAGCUAACCUUAGGUGCUUUUAUUUCAUUAAAACCAUAGGCAAGCAUCCUUGACUCUUCAUUCUCUCUCUCUCUCUCUCUCUCUCUCUCUCUCUCUCUCUCAUAGAGUGUACAAAAAGUCAUUUGGCAAGUGCACUAGCAUAUGUGGAUAUGCACUUGGAUUUGUACUUCAACUUACGGACCAUGUCUAUAACUCAAUGUAAUUAGUGCAAGUUCGUCCAAAUCCGCAUCUGUUUCACAACUUUAAUGACAAUUAAACAUAGUAAGUUUACUAGACA